AGGAGCAUCACGCAGCCCCUGCGAGAGAGGGAGUGAAAUUCCUGCUAAAAUACACCCCCAGCCCCGCCGCUGAGCAGAGCCGGUUUGUCCUCUAGGCGGUCCCUGCUGCAGGAUGAAUUAGGAAGGCAAGGACUCUUCUUCUGAACCAUGGAGACAAGGGCGUCUUUCAUUGCCACCAUGCCAGAGACCCAACAUCUCUCCCCGGAGAAGGGUCAGAGCCCGGCCAAUGGCAACAUGGAGCAGUUUGAUUCAGAUGAGGGCUCCAGCAUUGAGGACGCAGACUUCAACUGGGACGAGUUCCUGGAGGAAACAGGAGCCAGCGCAGCUCCCCACACCUCCUUCAAACACGUUGAAAUCAGCCUUCAAAGCAGUUUCCAACCAGGCAUGAAAUUAGAAGUGGCCAACAAGAGCAAUCCAGACACGUAUUGGGUGGCUACAAUCAUUACAACGUGUGGACAGCUCUUACUGCUCCGUUACUGUGGCUAUGGAGAUGACCGCAGGGCAGAUUUCUGGUGUGACGUGAUGACAGCAGAUCUUCACCCCGUUGGCUGGUGUACACAGAAUAACAAGGUCCUGAUGCCUCCAGAUGCAAUCAAAGAGAAAUACUUGGACUGGACGGAGUUUCUCAUCCAUGAUUUGACCGGCGCCCGGACUGCCCCUGCCAAUUUACUGGAAGGCCCUCUGCGAGGAAAAAACCCUGUAGACCUCAUUACAGUUGAUUCCUUAAUAGAGCUGCAGGAUUCCCAGAAUCCCUUUCAGUACUGGAUAGUUAGUGUGGUUGAAAAUGUUGGAGGAAGAUUACGCCUUCGCUAUGUGGGAUUGGAGGAGACUGAAUCCUAUGACCAGUGGUUGUUUUACUUGGAUUGCAGACUUCGACCAGUCGGUUGGUGUCAAGAGAAUAAAUACAGAAUGGACCCACCUGCAGAUAUCUAUUCUCUGAAGACUAUAUCUGAGUGGAAAUGCGCUCUGGAAAAAUCCCUUAAUGAUGCAGCAAAUUUUCCUCUUCCAAUGGAAGUGUUCAAGGACCAUGCUGAUUUGCGAAACCACUUCUUCACAGUGGGGAUGAAGCUGGAGGCGGUGAAUAUGAGAGAGCCAUUUCAUAUCUGUCCUGCAUCAGUGACCAAGGUUUUUAACAAUCAUUAUUUACAAGUGACCAUUGAUGACUUGAGACCUGAACCCAGCAAAAUCUCAAUGCUUUGCCAUGCGGAUUCCUUAGGGAUCUUGCCAAUACAGUGGUGCCUUAAAAACGGAGUCAAUCUCACACCUCCCAAGGGUUACUCUGGCCAGGACUUUGACUGGGCAGACUACCAGAAGCAGUGCGGAGCGGAGGCAGCGCCUCACCUGUGCUUUAGAAAUACAUCCUUCAGCCGUGGCUUUACUAAGAACAUGAAGCUGGAGGCAGUGAACCCCAGGAACCCUGCAGAGAUUUGUGUCGCUUCUAUCACCUCAGUUAAAGGACGGUUAAUGUGGCUUCACCUUGAAGGUUUACAGAUGCCCUCUCCAGAGUACAUAGUUGAUGUAGAGUCUAUGGACAUUUUCCCCGUUGGCUGGUGUGAAGCGAAUGCUUAUAACCUAACUCCACCACACAAAGCUGUUUUGCGAAGGAAGAGAAGGAUUGCAGUUGUGCAACCAGAAAAGCAGUUGCCAUCCACAGUGCCUGUUGAGAAAAUACCUCAUGACCUCUGCCCGGUUCCUCAGCCAGACACAACAGGCACCAUCAAUGGGAGAUACUGCUGCCCCCAGCUCUACAUCAACCACCGCUGCUUCUCAGGUCCAUAUUUAAACAAAGGCAGAAUAGCAGAGCUACCUCAGUCUGUCGGGCCUGGCAAGUGCGUGCUGGUCCUCAAAGAGGUUCUCAGCAUGGUGAUCAAUGCAGCCUACAAGCCAGGGAGUGUUUUACGAGAAUUGCAGCUCGUGGAAGACCCUCAGUGGAAUUUCCAAGAGGAAACACUUAAAGCAAAAUACAGAGGGAAGACAUACAGGGCGACUGUUAAGAUUGUGCGGACCUCGGAUCAGGUGGCGGAUUUCUGCAGAAGAGUCUGUGCAAAGUUGGAGUGCUGCCCCAACUUAUUCAGUCCUGUUCUGGUGGCUGAAGUCUGCCCAGAGAACUGCUCCAUUCAUACUAAAACCAAGUACACUUAUUAUUAUGGGAAGAGGAAAAAAAUCAUUAAGCCACCGAUUGGGGAAAAUAACAACAUGAAAAGUGGACAUGUGAAGCCAGCCAGACGCAGAAAAAGGCGGAAAUCCAUCUUUGUGCAGAAGAAGAGGAGGUCGUCGGCUAUCGAUGCGAAUGCUGCGGGCUCUGCAGAGGAGAGCGAAGAUGACGAGCCGGAUGUGAUGGAGGACGAGACGGGAAGUGAGGAAACCAGCUCAGAGCUCCGGGAUGACCAGACAGAUACCUCUUCUGCUGAGGUCCCCUCUGCCAGGCCCCGGCGAGCGGUCACCUUGCGGAGCAGCACUGAGUCAGAUAGACCUCCUCCCAUGGAGAGAGCCCGACGGAGCCGGAGACCGCAGCCCCACUCCUACAGCGAGGCGGAGAAGUGCACCCAAGUCAAGGAAGAAAUGAAGCAAGAAGAAGAAGAGAAGCUCAUCCUGGACAGCAAUCCAUUGGAGUGGACCGUGACUGAUGUCGUGAGGUUUAUUAAACUGACCGACUGUGCACCUCUUGCCAAGAUAUUUCAGGAGCAGGACAUCGAUGGCCAAGCCCUUCUGUUGCUGACACUGCCCACAGUGCAAGAAUGCAUGGAGCUGAAGCUUGGCCCAGCCAUCAAACUGUGUCACCAGAUCGAGCGAGUAAAAGUUGCUUUCUAUGCACAAUAUGCCAACUGACUGCACUUCUCCAUUUCUUUCCGUUCUCCUUCUUCUUCCCUCUCUUUUUUAACAUUUCACCUUGUUCAAGGGGUUUUUUCUCCCCUCUCCCUUUUCUUUUCCAAGAACCCAUGGAAUUGGAAGCACUGGGAAUUAAUCUGUAGGGGAAAAAAAAAAAAGACAACCAACCCACAACAGAAAACUAGCAACAAAUUGAACUCAUUUUCUGUACUUGUAAAGCACAGUGAAAGACUGGUGGCAUCUCUCCCCGUGAGCCUCACCAACCCGUUACGCAGUGGUGCAAGGCCAGCAUGGAUCAGAUGGUUUGUUGUUCAUUAAAACAAAGUUAUGGAUGACAGAUGCAUUGCCAAGGAGAAGGGUGGGACGUUUCUGGAUGAUGAUGGUUUGUCAAGGUUAAUUUCUGGACACGAACAAUUCUUUUAGCCAUUUCUGACACACUUCUUUCAUAUUGAAAUGUAAGUGAUCCUUUGUAGCAUCGCCUGGGGUUUACUGCAAAUUUGGUCUUAGGGAUCAAUGAGCUUUUUUUUUUCUCCCACCUCUCCAGUCUUACAAAAGGAAAAAGUGUUGUGCCAGUCAUAAUGCUGUUUGUUUUACUGAUUUGUAAAAGAGGACUCGACCCACGGUGUCAGACAAAGCUGCAGCGAACUGACAGGGGUGCAACAAGACCGAGUGCACAGAAGCACAUCCUGAGGUGCACUGGCUGUGCACAACGAGCUGAACAUCUCUGUGAUGGGAUCUGUACAGUGCUGCAUUCUUGUGAAGGAACACGAAUGCAUGAAAGCUUUCAUAGUCAAGCCCAUCCUCUUAAUUCCGAGUCACUUUAAAGGCCUGACUUUGAGCCCCGUGGGGUGAAAAAAAGGUUAUUCGGAUUUAAUGAUGAGACUGUUGAAGGAGUGCUGGUUUCAUUUGCACCUUCAUGAAUCUGGUUGCUAAGUGGGAAUAAAAAGCAUCAAUGUUUUCAGGCACCAUACACCAUGGUGCUUUAGACCAGCUGAGGAUCCAGCCCAACUCAGUCUAUAUAAAGCCCCCAUAGUGUCCCGAUGACCAGUGAAACUGGGGGCUUGCUUCAUGCCAAGCAGAGUAAGCACCGGGGAGGGUGAAGAAAUGGGUUGGUCGCCUUGGGUUUCCCUCUGUUGUGUUAAUACGAGAAAUAUUUCCCAUUUACUUAGCAGGGAUGUAUGACCCCGUUAGUCCCACAUGUUGAGCCUGAAUUUGCUGUAACUUGGCAGGGAUCAGUGGCAUCACAGUGACGUAAAAUUCUCCCAAAAGCAAGAACCAUACUGGGGCCAAGUCUGAAUUUUGUUCUGACUUUAAGGUGCAAGUGAAUCCUUCCCUCAAAAAAUGAUUUGGGUGGUUCGUGCUGAGUUUUAUCCUGAUUUCAUAGGAAACCACUGAUUUCAGGAGGCUUUUGUUCUCAAACUAUAAACAGGUGCCUGUUUCCUGGCCUCGGGGAACCAAGCUUGGAAAUUGUACACAGCUCCGUUACAGUGCUGUGAUGCCAAAGCCCACUCAGUGAAGACAUCUUGAAAAAGAAGUGUCAUUUCUAGCCCUAAAUCAGAAGGCAGUGCUUAUGGCCAGAUAACCCCCCACCUCAAGCACUUGCCAUAUGGGUCAGCUAGUCCCACUGACCACGGUGUGCUCAGAAAAACCUACUGGCCAACACCAGGCUGUAGCUGCUGCUUUCUCCUUCAUCGAUUUCCUCCUUAACUUCUUUGGAUUACAGAAAGAAAGCCUCAGAAAUAAAUAUUCUGAACUACAUCUGAAUCCACCUUAGAGCAUGUGUUAGGGAAGAAGUACUGACUCCGUUUGCCAUGUGUCACUGGGGACUUUCUAGUCUCUCUUGCAGUGAGUUUCCUGAUUUGCCACUGAGGAAUGUGAUGGGAGCAACCACUGCAGGCUGGGCCAGAACCUGCCAUCUCCUGAGACUUCAUCAAAAAUUUUCUCACGUGGGAGAUCAGCAGGACUGGAUCCGUUCUCAGCUGUCGUCUUGUACCGAAGAACUUGUUCAAGUUAUAAUCAACUGAAGGGAAAAGUAGCGUCCUCUGCAUCAAAUGAUCUUUUGUUUCUCGGAAAUCCAGGAAUAGGGUGCAGUAGUGGUGCAGACAUUCAAAAACUGGUUUUUAGACUGAAUUUCCUACUGACAAUAGCAGUGGACUGUGUCCAUGCAACUGGUUUGAUAACAACUUUCGAUCCCUCUGAGGAUCCCCAGAAACGUUGCUCCUUGUUUCAUCUCUGAAGACAAAAGGAUUGUGCCCAGAAAAAUAAGAAAAGCAGGAAGGGUGCUUCUCCCAGCUCCUCCUUGCUUCAGCCCUCCAGUGGCUGAUGUAACAUCUGUCAGCAGGAGAAAGCUCCCAAAAGACUGCUGUCAGGAGAACGGGCGUACGAGGACAUUUCAAGGAAGGGAAGCAGAAUAGCUGUUUGAUAAACCUCCCAGCACUGAUCCUUUGCUUACCACAGCCACCUUCUUCUGAAGCAUCCUUUGGUGCUCUGAUGUUUUUGGAGUUCCUGGCCACUUAAAUUUGUCAGAGACAUUUAACACUUUCUGGGACACAUUGCAAAAACAUCAUUGUUUUCUCCAUCAACUUUGUAACUGUAGAUAUUCCUAUGGCAGCUAACUACUCAUGGAGGCACGGUCGGGGAGCAGACAGCCAUAGACUCUGAGGGUGACCAUCUCUGAUGUUGGCUAAGCAGGGGAUGGGUGAAGCGUUGAGCCCAGCACAUGGGAGUCUUUACUGAUUGUUCAGGGAAGUUAAAUCAUAUUUAAACUCACCUAUUAAACAACAACAAAAAAAGAGUUUUAAUUUUAGCUUGCGCCGGCUCUUUUAUUUCCUCAGGUUUCUCUCUCUCCUCACUAUUUGUCUUUCAAUUUAUUGUUCUUCAGUGUUGUCUCGUUUAUCACUCUCUGUCCUUUUGGAGAAGAUGAUAACCUGAAAUUUUUAUCCUAAAAUUACUUUGGGUAGUAAAUGCUUUAUUAUUUCUUUUAGUCUGCGGGUUGGGAAGAAAUAGGGGAUUGGGCUACUGUUAUCUGUUGCACUGACUGUGCUCCAGAAAAGCUGGAGCUGAACUUCUUAGAAAAUUCCUUAAGCAAGUGGAAAAUGAACCGUGCGUAGUUUAACUGGACAGUGUGCUUAGAUUUUCACUUACAGAGAUCAGAAGGAACUACUUACUCUUGCCUGGAUUUAAUUUCAAUGCUGGAAACAUUAGCAAAGCUUUGGAGUAAUGUGCUUCAAAGGAGAUGCUGGAAACCUGAUCUUGUUAGCGUAAAACAUCACUUUACUUUGCAAUGUAGAAGUAUAAGCCACUGGAAGGUUUUUUUGGUCCAGAUGCGGUUCUGAGUUAAAUUCAGAGCUGGUGCAACUUCAUAGAUACACUGAUGAUACUGGUGAAGCCACAUCUUCUCCCCUGCCUGUUAUAAAUUUGGCAUCCAGGCCUGAAGUUUGUUGUGUUAUCAGCUACAAAAUGCCACCACUGCGAAGUGCUGAACUCGUGAUUCUCCAAGACCAUUACCAAGGGCUGAGGAGCAACCCUGCUGUUGCUUUUGGGCUGGUGGAUGCUGAACUUCGACACAUUCACGCAUAUCACUUUGGUCCUACAAGAAGGGUGUGCAGGCAUCUUUUAUUGGCCUCUAUUCAUUCAGGCAUAGGACCAAAUAUGGGCAUUUCUGGAGCAAAAUUAGGGGAUUGAAGAGUGCCUGGUACCUGCCCAUCUUCAUCUGCACUGGCUCCUUUUGAGCUUGCACUCAGUCUGGUUGAACAGAUCCAUGGGCAGGUCCCCGCUCCCUUCCCAAUUCCCUCAGCACUUACCUUGACAGGAUCAGCCAAUUCCCAGUCUUCAGCCCCAAAGUACCAGUCUCUGAAAUAGGAUUAAAGCAUUAACUGAUGGGAAUGUCCAUGGUUCCCUGGCUGGUUGUCCUGCCUUCCUCCUGCUGUCAUGGAUACUCCUCUCCCACCUUGAAGAAAAAUGCUCUCUUUGGUUUCAGAACUCUUCUCCCCUGUCCAGGUCAAAACCACAUUCCCAUCCACACUCCUGUCUUUUUUCUCAAUGCCAGGAUGAC
Molecule: messenger RNA, 6883 nt
Organism: Calidris pugnax (ruff)
Lineage: Eukaryota; Metazoa; Chordata; Aves; Charadriiformes; Scolopacidae
Gene: SFMBT2
Product: Scm-like with four mbt domains 2
Exons: 21
Coding region: 148-2829 (893 amino acids)
Biological process (GO): regulation of DNA-templated transcription
Cellular component (GO): nucleus
Molecular function (GO): transcription corepressor activity; histone binding
Source: RefSeq, a predicted model, not a curated record